AUGACUUCUGUCCCCACAGCCAACUGGAACGUGAGCCUUGCUGCCACGGGCGAUCCCUGGGGACAGGCGCUGGGAGCGCCAGCUGGAAACACUUCUCCCCCUGUAGCAUCCUCAGCAGCCAACUUCUCCAAUCAGUUUGUGCAGCCCUCUUGGCGCAUUGCCCUGUGGUCGCUGGCUUAUGGUGGUGUGGUGGCAGUGGCCGUUUUUGGAAAUCUCAUUGUCAUCUGGAUCAUCCUGGCUCACAAGCGCAUGAGGACGGUGACCAAUUACUUCCUGGUGAACCUGGCCUUCUCCGAUGCCUCCAUGGCUGCUUUCAAUACUCUCAUCAACUUCAUCUACGCGCUGCACAGUGAGUGGUACUUUGGAGAGGCUUACUGCCGCUUCCACAACUUCUUCCCAAUCACAGCUGUCUUCGCCAGCAUCUACUCCAUGACAGCGAUAGCCGUGGACAGAUACAUGGCCAUUAUUGAUCCCUUGAAACCUAGGCUCUCUGCAACUGCUACCAAGGUGGUCAUUGGGAGCAUAUGGAUUUUGGCUUUCCUGUUGGCCUUUCCCCAGUGCCUAUACUCCAUAACCAAGGUGAUGCCUGGAAGAACUCUUUGCUAUGUAGCGUGGCCAGGUGGUCCAAAACAGCAUUUUACGUAUCAUGUCAUUGUGAUUGUGCUGGUCUACUGCUUUCCGCUGCUUGUCAUGGGCAUCACUUAUUCCAUAGUGGGAAUUAGUCUCUGGGGAGGAGAAAUACCAGGCGACACGUCCGACAAAUAUCACGAGCAGCUCAAAGCUAAGAGAAAGGUGGUAAAAAUGAUGAUUGUGGUUGUGCUGACAUUUGCCAUCUGCUGGCUGCCCUACCACAUUUACUUCAUGGUUACUGGGAUCUAUCAACAAUUGAAUCGGUGGAAAUACAUUCAGCAAAUCUAUUUGGCCAGCUUUUGGCUUGCCAUGAGCUCCACAAUGUACAAUCCCAUUAUCUACUGCUGUCUUAAUAAGAGGUUCCGAGCUGGCUUCAAGCGAGCUUUCCGCUGGUGUCCCUUCAUUGAGGUGUCCAGCUAUGACGAGCUAGAGCUCAAGGCAGCCAGGUUUCAUCCCACCCGGCAAAGUAGCCUAUAUGCUGUGUCCAGAAUGGAGUCCAGCAUGACAGUGGUGUUCGACACGAACGAUGGAGACAACACCCACGCCAGCCGUAAGAAAAGAGCAGCUCCGAGGGACACAAGUUUCAAUGGCUGUUCACGGAGGAAUUCCAAGACCAUCUCCACAGCCUCAAGUCUCAUCAGUUCACUGCACACAUCAGCAGAUGAUUAUUCCUAA
This is a messenger RNA of Haliaeetus leucocephalus (bald eagle), 1305 nucleotides long. It is a transcript of the gene TACR3, whose product is annotated as tachykinin receptor 3. Gene Ontology annotation, cellular component: plasma membrane; sperm midpiece. Gene Ontology annotation, molecular function: tachykinin receptor activity. Gene Ontology annotation, biological process: positive regulation of flagellated sperm motility; G protein-coupled receptor signaling pathway. The record is from RefSeq and is a predicted model, not a curated record. Lineage: Eukaryota; Metazoa; Chordata; Aves; Accipitriformes; Accipitridae. The coding region runs from base 1 to 1305 and encodes 434 amino acids. The transcript is spliced from 5 exons.